AGGAGUGUCUAGUAUAUGUCUAGCGUUUAACAUGAAGGACAGGUCCUACACCACUGUACUUGCUUGACUGCAGAAAUGACAAAACUCACUCCGUCACAUCUGGGACACAUCAGAUAACGAACUAACGACCUGAACUUCACGGUUGUGAGAAUUAAAUUACUGCUUCGUCCUGUUGUUAGCAAGCUCCGUUGUAAUGUUCUCGGACGGGGAAAUGGGUGGACUGUAGCCACAGUGUUUUCUGUAGCUGUCUGUCUUCAGCCGGUGUGUAUCUGCGUCAGCGGCCGUGAUGCGUUUUAACGAGAAGGAGCUGGUUUCUCUGAGCCGCCAGCCUUCAGAGAUGGCAGCUGAACUCGGGAUGCGAGGACCCAAGAAAGGAGACGUUGUUAAGAGGAGGCUGGUGAAACUCGUCGUUAACUUCCUCUUUUAUUUCCGGACCGAUGAGGAAGAGCCAAUUGGAGCGCUGCUGCUGGAGCAGUGCCGGGUGGAGAGGGAGGACAGCCAGAGCUUCUCUAUUGCAUUCCUGGAUGAAGCAGAGAGGAAGUAUUUGUUCGAGUGUGACUCUGAAGAACAGUGUGGGGAAUGGAUGGACUCCAUUAUCAAAGCCAGUUAUGAGUUCAUGAGGAAGAACCUGAUAUUCUAUCGAACUGAAAUCCACAGGCUCACUGGCAAGGACCCUUUGGAGCAGUAUGGUAUAUCAGAUGAAACUCGCUUCCAGGUCAGCAAUGGGCUGCAACUUAUGCCUAGAGAUACCUCCUCGCUGUAGACCAGUGUCCUGCCAUUCCAAAAUUCACUCCUCACUGGUUUGAAAGCCAUGGCAUUAUCAUUCACACUCUCGACUUUUAGAUUUUCACUGCUUUGAAUGUAUUGAGUUUAGACCCAGACUUGUGCAUAUGUUAUAAGCAGGGUACCUGAGGCCAUGCAAAGUGAUAACUCAUAGUCAUCGUCAGUUCUUACAGGUAAUGCGGGGCUUUUGAAAAAUCAACACUGUCUUAUUUUUAGUUUAGGGGAUUUUACAUGCCAUUUCAUUUUCAGACCUCUGCCUUAGUUCAUCAGUUGUCUGUGUAAAAUAUCUUUUAUUCUGUCUUCUGCUGGACAAGCUGUACAUUUAGACGUCUAUGUGCUGUAGAGCUGGGGCUGUGACUUUCUUUCAGGGCUAUUAGUAAUAUUAGCAUGACUGUGUUUAACAAGAUUUAUCAAUCCUGGACAUAUGAACAUUUGUUAAAAUUAAUGUUAAUCAAGUAAGUGCACACUGUUGAAGAAGCGCAGGAUCAUUACAUCAUUAGAAAACCUUUGGCAGUAUUUACUGUCCUUUUAUGAACUGCAUGAGCCCUUUGAUCUGCUCAGUUGAGCCACAUUUUUCUCCAUUUUUGUUUAUGAGAAAGAAGAUUUUUAGAGGUCUCUGUAUGUAUUUAUCAGCCAUCUGAUUUAGAAUAUUUAGUUUUAAAAGCUAUACUUUUGCACAUAUUACUUUACUGGGUGUCCUUUUUUUUUUUUAUUAGAAUUUCAAUAAUUUACUUGAACCUACUGUACCUUUUCUGUGGCACUUUGAAUCUGAUUCCUUUAGGUAAGCUGUUGGACCAUGUUUGGAAACAAGACUCUUGACAUGAUUUUUAAAAUAUCACACCAACUUCUUUGUCAGUUUAGGGUAAUAGUCAGUUCAAAUUUUGUGCUUAAUCACAUUUCACGAUAAGGCAUCGCUGUAUCCUGCAGAUUGGUGAAAUAUUUAUUUCAGCGGUCAGGUGUCUACUCACAAGCAGGAUAUGUUAUUUAAUGUGUCUCCUGUUUUAAAACUUUUUGCACAUCAGAUGUGUUUAGUCUGUUUUACUUAAUGUUAGAUUGUAUUUGUUUUACUGGUAUCUCUUUUUUUUUUU
Seriola dumerili (greater amberjack) is the source of this 1871-nucleotide messenger RNA. It is a transcript of the gene plekhj1, whose product is annotated as pleckstrin homology domain containing J1. Gene Ontology annotation, biological process: retrograde transport, endosome to Golgi; receptor recycling; endosome organization. Gene Ontology annotation, cellular component: recycling endosome; trans-Golgi network; early endosome. The transcript is spliced from 6 exons. The record is from RefSeq and is a predicted model, not a curated record. NCBI's taxonomy places the organism in Eukaryota, Metazoa, Chordata, Actinopteri, Carangiformes, Carangidae. The coding region runs from base 287 to 763 and encodes 158 amino acids.